AUGAAGACUGCAGUAGUGUCUUUGGCGGCCGUCGCCGGGCUCUGCUACGUGUGCUACAACUACUCUUCGAAGCGGUGUCACGGCGUGAGUUCGCGCCGGAUCAGUGUGGCCGAGCUCCGGUCGCAGCCCACGUGGGUGUCGCUCUGUGGCGUCGUCUUUGACACGGGCCGCCUCGACGGCUUUGUCGGCGCGCACGGCACGUUUGGCGACAUUGGCGGCCAUGACGCGACGCUGGUGUUUUCCGGUUGCCUUUGCACCACUGAAGUUGACAAAGACACGCUCUCAGCUGCCCAAGUAGCUACGCUCUGCUCCUGGCUCGCAACGUUCGGACUGCAGUUUCCAAUUGUUGGGAUCAUGGCCGAUAUGUACCGCGAUGCGAAAUGGACUUCUACCGUGCGCACGGUCCUCGACAAAUCCUCGCCCCAAGGCAGCGACGGCGCGCCCAAGUGCCCACUGGGCUUUGGCGCCAAGCGACCCUUCCCCGUCACGCUGCGCCCGUGCCUCACGACGCAGAACGGACCGUGGAUCAUCUUCAACGGCACACGCUACGACGUCUCGAACGCUGCGCUCUUUGAUGCCUCGUCGCCCUUCCACGUCUACAUUGGCCACGACAUUACGGUCGCGCUGGCGCUCGGGUCGCUGGACCCGAAGGACUUUGACCAGCCACUCACGCCCGACACCAAUCUCACGUACGCGCAGCAAAAGCUCCUCGCGCAGUACCAGAACGCCUUCUCGUCGACGCUCGCCGUCAUUAGCUCGUCGUAA
Saprolegnia parasitica CBS 223.65 is the source of this 765-nucleotide messenger RNA. RefSeq lists its product as hypothetical. The transcript has 2 exons. Lineage: Eukaryota; Oomycota; Saprolegniomycetes; Saprolegniales; Saprolegniaceae. The record is from RefSeq and is a predicted model, not a curated record. The coding region runs from base 1 to 765 and encodes 254 amino acids.